Messenger RNA from Auanema sp. JU1783, 1194 nucleotides. Lineage: Eukaryota; Metazoa; Nematoda; Chromadorea; Rhabditida; Rhabditidae. The record is from the annotation of a GenBank genome assembly.
AUGGUUGACGACAUCUUCGUUCACAAAAUGCCUUUUCAUCAUACAUGGCUUAUUUGGUGGAACUUCCAAUACUUCGGAGAAACUAUGCUUGUGUGGACUAUCCUUUCUCUGACUACAUACGUUCCUUUUAAAGCUUUAGAAGUCUGGUCAAAGCUUCCAGCUUCAAGACAGCAGGUUCAAGCUCAAGGCUACUGCUUGCUUGCUGCUUAUACGGUUUACUUCGUGGCGUUCUUCUAUUUUCCUUUGAAGUUUCUGUUCAGUUGGGAACUGAAGUGCGCAUGUUCUUUCAUAAUUACUUGUGAAACUACUAGAAUUGCUAUGAAACUCCACUCCUUCAUAAGAGAGAAUUAUCCUAGAGUGGCAGAUGCAAAGAUGAAACUGAAUGAGCAUAAAGAAAAUGAGUUUGUUUUCCCAUCUAUUUCCCAGUUUGUAUACUUUCAAUUCUGUCCAUCAUUCUUGUAUAGAGACGAAUAUCCCAGAUCUGAAACGAGGAGUUGGAAAACUGUCGCUUUCUACUUCGCACAAUGUUUUUUGGUCAUCGAAUAUGUCAAUUUAGCUUUCACUCAAUAUGUACAGCCAUGGCUCAGUGAUUUGAAUAUGGAGUACAUCAGCAUUACUGAAGGGUUUCUGACUUUGUUCGCUGCUAUCCUACCUGGAAUCAUAUGCUUGUUAAGCUUGUUCUAUGGUUUACUUCACUGCUGGUUGAAUGCUUUCUCUGAGAUGAUGAUGUUCGCAGAUCGACAGUUCUACUUGAACUGGUGGUGCUCAGAUAAUAUGGCUGAAUAUUACCGAAAUUGGAAUUUGGUUGUUCACGACUGGUUGUAUGCAUAUGUAUAUAAAGAUGUAUCGAUGUUGAUUGGAGGAAGAAGAGGACUGAGGGUUGCGCAGAUGUGUGUCUUUUUCUUAUCUGCCAUUUUCCACGAGUAUUGGUUCGGAGUAGCUUUCCGUGUAUUCUAUCCCGUUAUGUUCAUGCUUUAUUUUGUUUUCGGCGGAACAUUCUUUUCUGUCUCACGAUUGAUCAAGAGCAAGGCAGCUUGGAAUACCGCCCUUUGGUUCAAUCUACUUAUUGGAACUGGUAUGUUUGUUGCUUUCUAUGGACAAGAGUGGUAUGCUCGAGAGACCUGUUUACCAUAUUCGGGAACUAUAUCAGACUUUAUGUUACCUCGUCAUUGGAUAUGUGAGUACGCAGAAUAG